Messenger RNA from Bactrocera oleae (olive fruit fly), 1884 nucleotides. It is a transcript of the gene acs, whose product is annotated as arcus. Gene Ontology annotation, molecular function: L-amino acid transmembrane transporter activity. NCBI's taxonomy places the organism in Eukaryota, Metazoa, Arthropoda, Insecta, Diptera, Tephritidae. Gene Ontology annotation, biological process: amino acid transmembrane transport. The record is from RefSeq and is a predicted model, not a curated record.
GAAUCCGCAAUCAGAGAAGCUUUACGUUUCAGUGUUAAGUGACGACUUUGACAGUACCCAGUGUUUGGCUGGUAUCUAUGUAUUAUAGUUCUGAUUUAAUAUGUUCCUCUAAGGAUAUAUAUAUUCCAUUUAAUUAACUCUCGGAUACAUGAGAACGUGGCUAUAAAGAUCUAGAGAAAUAUAAAUAAAGCUUUCUUAAAUUUAUAAACUAUAAGAAUAAAAUAUAAUUAUUUUAUAAAAAAGUAAAAACAAAAUCUUUUGAAGUUUCAUAAAGAGUACUUUUGCUUCGCUCUUUUCAUACAUACAGUUAUUUAACAGUGAAAAAGAAUUUGAUUGCACCGUUUUAUUGGUGUUUUCUUUACGAAAUGAAUGCAGAAACCGACACACAUCAGAAUGGCCAAUCCAAAACGAACGGCACAAAUGGACACAAUGUAGUUAGUGCUGAUGAUGAUUAUGAUCCGCAUCUACAUCGCAAUGUACAAAAUCCCACUACAACUUUGCAAACAUUUGCGCACUUCCUAAAAGCCUCAAUUGGAUCGGGGGUUUUAGCAAUGCCUAGUGCCUUCGCAAAUGCCGGCUACGUCACUGGACCCGUACUGACGCUAAUCAUUGGAUGUAUUGCUGUACAUUGUCUACACAUAUUGAUUAACUCCAUGUACGAGCUGUGCAAGCGUAAACGUGUGCCAUACUUAACGUUUUCCGAGGCAAUGACAAUUGGUUUGCAUGAAGGCCCGCCUAUUUUCAAAUGUGUCUUACCAAUAGCAACUCCACUGGUUGACGGUUUUCUCGCCUUCUAUCACUUCGGUAUCUGUUGUGUGUAUGUGGUUUUCAUAGCGGAGAGCAUCAAGCAGAUUGUCGAUGAGUAUCUGGUGGUUUUGGAUGUACGGCUGCAUAUGUGCUUCAUAUUAAUACCGUUAUUUCUGUUGUACAGCAUCCGGACGCUGAAAACUUUGGCGCCUUUCUCAACGUUUGCCAAUUUACUGCUCUUCGUGGGUUUUAGCAUUGUGCUUUAUUAUAUUUUCGCGACAUUGCCGCCGAUUAGCACACGCCAACCGUUCCAGGUUAUUUCCCGGUUACCCAUUUUCUUUGGCACUGUGCUGUUUGCUAUUGAAGCCGUUGGUGUGAUUCUUGCUAUUGAAGAGAAAAUGGAGAAACCCAAGUCCUAUAUUAAACCUUUCGGUGUGUUGAAUAUUGGUAUGACAAUUGUGCUCUCUUUGUAUAUUCUACUGGGAUUCUUUGGUUACUGGGAGUACGGUGAUGACUCUUUGGGCAGUGUGACUUUAAAUAUUCCACAGAAAGCAAUUUUAGCUCAGGUCGCGAAGAUUAUCUUCGCCAUCACCACGUGGAUUACAUAUGCAUUACAAGGUUACGUUACCGCCGAUAUCAUUUGGAAUAAAUACCUUUUGAAGCGCGCAAAAGAUACCUCCAAGCAUGUGCUUUAUGAGCUUUUGAUACGUGCCGGCAUUGUUCUGCUGACGUUUUGCUUCGCUGUGGCAAUACCGGAUUUAUCGCUCUUCUUAUCGCUCGUCGGCUCAUUUUGCCUAUCUAUACUGGGUUUGAUUUUCCCCGCCUUGCUGCAAAUUUGUGUACAAUAUGGCCUGGGAUAUGGCGUUUGGAAGUUGAAAUUGGUGAAAAAUCUUUUUUUAAUUGCAUUUGGCAUACUUGGUGGCGUCAUUGGCUCAUACGUUAGUAUCGUACAAAUUAUCGAUAGUUAUAACACGUAAGGUCGAUAACUGUAAAGGGGAAUGAUGUGGAAUUAAUUUAGUUGUUAAUGAAAUUGUAAUGUUAAGAAAUGAAGUAUUAUUUGCUCUAUAGUAAAAGAAAAAAAUUAUCUAAAAAUAGUAUUUUUUCUAAAGUGAUUCUUUUUUGGGUAAAGUCAAUAAU